AUGUUCUCACUGCUUUAUACCGUUUUCAGCCUCCUAUCGUUCGUGAUAAGGGUCAUAAUAAUUUCCCUAUAUGAAACUUCGCGGAAGUGGUUGUUUAAGAUAGACCCAGAUGCCUUCCCCAGGAUACCUCGGCAUGUUACCGUAGACAAUUUAGCGAGUGCAAAGGAUAUUAGCGAAAUAGCAGCAGCAAAUGGGUAUAUUAUCAGAGAACACGUAGUGACAACAAGAGAUAACUACCUUUUGGUCAUUCAUAAACUUGAAAAACGAGAUAGUUCAUCUUCAAGAACCAACUCAAGAAGACCUACCAACACCAAGCUAGAGCUGAAAGUUGCGUACUUCCAUCACGGAUUAUUGACCAAUUCAGAACUAUUUUUACUCGGCUCAGAAAAGAAUAAAAACUUACCGUACUUGCUUGUAGAUUUAGGAUAUGAAGUAUGGUUGGGGAAUAACCGUGGUAAUAAAUACUCAAGAAAGCACUUGAAAUUGUCAGUGUCUGAUAAAAGGUACUGGAAUUAUUCGCUUGAUGAAUUUGCGCUUUAUGACAUACCCGAUACUCUUAACUAUAUCAAAUCAUUUUACUCUUAUGACAAAAGUUGUAAAAUAAUAUAUGUUGGGUUUAGUCAAGGAUGCUCACAAUUGUUUGCCAGCUUAAGUUUGAACCCGACUUUGAACGAUAGUAUAAGCCUUUUCGUUGGGUUGUCUCCUGCUAUUAUCCCAAGAGAUUUAAACCACACAUUGCUUAAGGUUAUCGUAAACCAAACUGCAAAUGACAAUAGCUUCUUGUAUAGCUUAUUCGGUGAAAGAGCCAUUCUACCAUCCGUCUCCUUUUGGUGUUGGCUCAUGGGUCCCGAGUUAUACCAAUUAGUCGUAGACCAGUCACUACAAUUUCUUUUCGGUUGGAGCUCGAAGAACAUAUCGCCAAAACAGAAAAAGGUGGGCUAUAGUCAUAUGUUCCUGAAUUCGUCCGUUAAGUCCAUUAUCCAUUGGUUUCAGAUAAUUUCCUCUAGAAGGUUUCAAAUGUUUGACGAAACUUGCAAUAUCGGACUCUCUGGGCUUUCAACAUUGUCACACGAUCUGAAAUUAACCACUAGUAGAGUUGCACCAUUCCCGAUAUCACAUCACCUUGAUGUUCCUAUGGUGCUAGUUUACGGGGACAGUGAUAUAUUGGUUGAUAUUGAGAGUACGAAAGAUUUAAUAUUAUCGCAAAAUAGCAUCAUGGCGUCGAAGCUAUUGGAAACUAUCGGGUGUCCUACGUACGAGCAUAUGGAUACUCUAUGGGGAGACACUGUAUAUGAGACGGUGUUCAAAAAGGUGAUUGAAUAUAUGGAAAACAGUCACCUUUACGAAGACGAUCGUUUCUAUGAUAGAAAAGAGAAAGAGACGGUUAACGGAAAAGCUGAUGUAUAUCUUCAGAAGAGUAACUUCAUCUUAAUUUAA
This is a messenger RNA of Dujonia railenensis, 1437 nucleotides long. The record is from the annotation of a GenBank genome assembly. NCBI's taxonomy places the organism in Eukaryota, Fungi, Ascomycota, Pichiomycetes, Serinales, Debaryomycetaceae.